AUGGCUGUAUCCGCUGAGCUCUCUGGAGUAGCUGAAGUUGUGGACCCUGCUGAUUUGGAGGAGGUCCUAGUAGUAUCUUCUGUUAUUGAAGGUGGCUCCUUUGAAGAACGGGAUCUGCUGGUUUUGAAGGUGGUCGGCUCAAUGUCUGAUCCGCUAGACAAAGACGUUUCUUCAGACGUGUAA
Molecule: messenger RNA, 183 nt
Organism: Penicillium cosmopolitanum
Lineage: Eukaryota; Fungi; Ascomycota; Eurotiomycetes; Eurotiales; Aspergillaceae
Exons: 1
Coding region: 1-183 (60 amino acids)
Source: RefSeq, a predicted model, not a curated record